Messenger RNA from Phodopus roborovskii (desert hamster), 2466 nucleotides. RefSeq names its product STEAP2 metalloreductase (gene Steap2). Gene Ontology annotation, biological process: copper ion import. The transcript has 5 exons. Gene Ontology annotation, cellular component: plasma membrane; endosome. Bases 189 to 1658 code for a protein of 489 amino acids. Gene Ontology annotation, molecular function: ferric-chelate reductase (NADPH) activity; cupric reductase (NADH) activity. The record is from RefSeq and is a predicted model, not a curated record. NCBI's taxonomy places the organism in Eukaryota, Metazoa, Chordata, Mammalia, Rodentia, Cricetidae.
GAAGGUCAGGGUGCACAGGCUAACCCCUGCAACCCACCGCUGCGAAAGGCCUCCUGUCCCAGGGAGUUUGAAAAUGCGGGUCGUGAAAGGACAUUUCUGAUCAUUCUCUUUCAAGGACGCAAUCGAGCCCAAAGGAAAAGCGCAGUUUCUUCGAGGACAUUCCUGGAGAUUUUAGAAACAUUUCUACCAUGGAAUCCAUCUCUAUGAUGGGAAGCCCCAAGAGCCUGGAGACUUUUUUGCCUAAUGGCAUAAAUGGUAUCAAAGACGCAAGGAAGGUCACUGUAGGCGUGAUAGGAAGUGGGGAUUUUGCCAAGUCUCUUACCAUUCGGCUUAUUAGGUGUGGCUAUCAUGUGGUCAUAGGAAGCAGAAAUCCUAAAUUUGCAUCUGAUUUUUUUCCUCAUGUGGUGGAUGUCACCCACCAUGAAGAUGCUUUAACAAAAACAAAUAUAAUAUUUGUGGCUAUCCAUAGAGAACACUACACCUCCCUAUGGGACCUGAGACAUCUGCUUGUGGGCAAAAUCCUGAUUGAUGUGAGCAACAACAUGAGGGUAAACCAGUACCCAGAAUCCAAUGCAGAGUAUCUGGCCUCACUAUUCCCGGAUUCCUUGAUUGUGAAAGGAUUUAAUGUUAUCUCAGCUUGGGCACUUCAGUUAGGUCCCAAGGAUGCCAGCCGCCAGGUUUAUAUAUGCAGCAACAAUAUCCAAGCUCGACAACAGGUUAUUGAACUUGCCCGUCAGUUGAAUUUUAUUCCUGUUGACUUGGGAUCCUUAUCAUCAGCCAAGGAGAUUGAAAAUUUACCCUUGCGACUAUUUACUCUCUGGAGAGGGCCAGUGGUAGUAGCCAUAAGCUUGGCCAUAUUUUUCUUUCUCUAUUCCUUUGUCAGAGAUGUGAUACAUCCAUAUGCCAGAAACCAGCAGAGUGACUUUUACAAGAUUCCUAUUGAGAUUGUGAACAAGACCUUGCCUAUAGUUGGUAUUACUUUGCUGUCCCUGGUAUACUUGGCAGGCCUCUUGGCAGCUGCGUAUCAGCUUUAUUAUGGCACCAAGUACCGCAAAUUCCCACCUUGGUUGGAUACCUGGUUACAGUGCAGGAAACAGCUGGGAUUGCUGGGCUUUUUCUUUGCUGUUGUCCAUGUUGCCUACAGUCUCUGCUUACCGAUGAGAAGGUCAGAAAGAUACUUGUUUCUCAACAUGGCUUAUCAGCAGGUUCAUGCAAAUAUUGAAAAUGCAUGGAAUGAGGAAGAGGUUUGGAGAAUCGAAAUGUACAUCUCCUUUGGCAUCAUGAGCCUGGGCUUACUGUCGCUGCUGGCAGUCACUUCAAUCCCUUCCGUGAGCAAUGCUUUAAACUGGAGGGAAUUCAGCUUUAUUCAGUCUACGCUUGGCUACGUGGCACUGCUCAUAAGUACUUUCCACGUGUUAAUUUAUGGAUGGAAACGCGCUUUUGCAGAAGAGUACUACCGCUUUUAUACACCGCCCAACUUCGUCCUUGCACUUGUUUUGCCCUCAAUUGUAAUUCUGGGUAAGAUGAUUUUACUCCUCCCAUGCAUAAGCCGAAAGCUGAAAAGAAUUAAAAAGGGCUGGGAAAAGAGCCAGUUUCUAGAAGAAAGCCUGGGAGGGACCGUUCCUCAUCUGUCCCCAGAGAGGGUCACAGUGAUGUGAUAAAAAGGGGUGCUUGCUCACUGAUGCCAGACACACUUCCGUCCAUGUCCAUCUCGUUACCUCUCCGCCCACAUCUCCUGGAAGUGGAGUGUCUGUCAAUCUUCUGUAGUGUGAAACCAGGCCCUGAAGUUUCAGCUGAAACCAUGAUAGCAUUUUCUUCAAGUUAAGUCUUAUAAAUGUCAUAUUUUGCCAACAUGGAAUUUUGCAGCCCACAUGUCUUGUUAUAAUCUAGGAGUAUUUUCUUGUGUGUAACUGUAACAGUACUGUCAUUUUAACUAUAUUACAUAAUCAGGCAGCACUUUUUGUAGCUGAUAAUGUAGAAUGUUUAGAACACUUGGCAAAACAGCAGAAUUGGAAGCUUUUAAUGUUACUCAGUGGAUAGAUGUUUUCCCUGAGGCUAAGGAUUUUAAUUAUUUUACCCAGUUUAAGAAAGGGAAAUGAAUAAUUAAUAUUAUUGAGGAGGGACACGUCAUAUUAGCACCUAGACUGCACAGGAGCAAUCUUCUGCUUUCAUAAAAUGGGACUGGAAAAUGCCAUUAAUUAUACAAAGCAGUGUGAGUGUGAGCACACACAAAUGAAAGAGGAACCUGAAAUUGUAUUUAAAAUGCACUGGAGACAUGAAAUGAAUACUGCUAAUGCACAACUCAUGAGAGCUCUAUUGUCUUAUGUUACAGAUCAGUUUCAUUUUCAUAUUAAUAUCAAUCAGGGAAAGAGCUUAGGGACUUGCUCUCUCAAGCUGUUAUUUUGAAUAUAGUACCAACCCCAGGAGUUGUAGAACUGCCCUUAAUUGCAGUGAAAGUGUCAGGUU